Molecule: messenger RNA, 1806 nt
Organism: Perognathus longimembris pacificus (Pacific pocket mouse)
Lineage: Eukaryota; Metazoa; Chordata; Mammalia; Rodentia; Heteromyidae
Gene: Ets1
Product: ETS proto-oncogene 1, transcription factor
Exons: 8
Coding region: 356-1681 (441 amino acids)
Biological process (GO): regulation of transcription by RNA polymerase II; cell differentiation
Cellular component (GO): nucleus
Molecular function (GO): sequence-specific DNA binding; DNA-binding transcription factor activity, RNA polymerase II-specific
Source: RefSeq, a predicted model, not a curated record
CAGCCGGCGGUGGCCGUGGGAGCGAGCGAGUGAGCGAGAGAGGGGGCGAGGGGCGCCUAGGAGCGGGCGAGCCAGCCAGCCAGCCGGGCGAGGACCCAGCGCGCUCACUUCUCCGCAAAAAGUGUCAACUUCCCGGGAGACCGCGCCGGGCGCGCACGGUCCAGGCGUGAGGGUGGAAAGGCAGCAGGGCAUUUGGAGUCUUUAAGGAAGAAAGUCGGAAUCUUCCCCCCUUCCCCGUCCCGUCCCUUUUCUCUUGCUAAGAAUCACCCCCCCCCCCCAACUCCCCAUUAAAAAGAAAAAAAAAACUAUAACCGCAAACUUGCCCUCACCCGGUCUGGCCCCUACUCCUGGCAUCAUGAAGGCGGCCGUCGAUCUCAAACCGACUCUUACCAUCAUCAAGACGGAAAAAGUCGAUCUGGACCUUUUCCCUUCCCCGGACAUGGAAUGUGCAGAUGUUCCACUAUUAACUCCAAGCAGCAAAGAGAUGAUGUCUCAAGCAUUAAAAGCUACGUUCAGUGGUUUCACAAAAGAGCAGCAACGACUGGGAAUCCCCAAAGAUCCCCGGCAGUGGACAGAAACUCACGUUCGGGAUUGGGUGAUGUGGGCUGUGAAUGAGUUCAGCCUGAAAGGUGUGGAUUUCCAGAAGUUCUGCAUGAGUGGAGCGGCCUUGUGCGGCCUGGGUAAAGACUGCUUCCUGGAGCUGGCUCCAGACUUUGUUGGUGACAUCUUAUGGGAACACCUAGAGAUUCUGCAGAAAGAGGAUGUGAAACCAUACCAAGUUAAUGGAGUCAACCCAACUUAUCCAGAAUCCCGCUAUACCUCGGAUUACUUCAUUAGCUACGGUAUCGAGCAUGCUCAGUGUGUUCCUCCUUCAGAAUUCUCGGAGCCCAGCUUCAUCACAGAGUCUUACCAGACACUCCAUCCCAUUAGCUCAGAGGAACUUCUGUCUCUCAAGUACGAGAAUGAUUACCCCUCAGUCAUUCUCCGGGACCCUCUCCAGACAGACACCUUGCAGACAGACUACUUUGCCAUCAAGCAAGAAGUUUUAACCCCAGACAACAUGUGUAUGGGGAGGACCAGUCGUGGAAAGCUUGGGGGCCAGGACUCUUUUGAGAGCAUAGAGAGCUACGAUAGUUGUGAUCGCCUAACCCAGUCCUGGAGCAGCCAGUCAUCUUUCAACAGCCUGCAGCGUGUGCCGUCCUAUGACAGCUUCGACUCCGAGGACUACCCUUCUGCCCUGCCCAACCACAAGCCCAAGGGCACCUUCAAGGACUAUGUGCGUGACCGCGCUGACCUCAACAAGGACAAGCCCGUCAUUCCUGCUGCUGCCCUGGCUGGCUACACAGGCAGUGGACCAAUCCAGCUGUGGCAGUUUCUUCUGGAAUUACUCACUGAUAAAUCCUGUCAGUCUUUUAUCAGCUGGACAGGAGAUGGCUGGGAAUUCAAGCUUUCUGACCCAGAUGAGGUGGCUAGGAGAUGGGGAAAGAGAAAAAACAAACCUAAGAUGAAUUACGAGAAACUGAGCCGUGGCCUACGCUACUAUUAUGACAAGAACAUCAUCCAUAAGACGGCUGGUAAGCGCUACGUGUACCGCUUUGUGUGUGACCUGCAAAGCCUGCUGGGAUACACCCCCGAGGAGCUCCACGCCAUGCUGGAUGUCAAGCCGGAUGCUGAUGAGUGAUGGACAUGAAAGGGAUGGGGCGACCCUGCUGAGACCUUUCAAACAACAACUGCAUUGGUUGAACUCUUUAACUUUUAAUGGUUAUUCUAUUUUUUAUUUUGCAGAACUCAUUUUUAAAUUUUUUU